Molecule: messenger RNA, 1153 nt
Organism: Gossypium raimondii (Peruvian cotton)
Lineage: Eukaryota; Viridiplantae; Streptophyta; Magnoliopsida; Malvales; Malvaceae
Product: tetraspanin-8
Exons: 2
Coding region: 45-908 (287 amino acids)
Biological process (GO): auxin-activated signaling pathway
Cellular component (GO): plasma membrane; plasmodesma
Source: RefSeq, a predicted model, not a curated record
AAAAUUAUUGGGUUUUUUUUUCGCCCCCAAAAAAAAACCCAAUAAUGGUUCGUAUUAGCAACGCCAUUUUCAAUUGUAUAAACUUCAUUCCCUUGGUUUUAGGCUUAAUCGCCGUCGUCGUUUCCAUUUACUUCAGCCGUAACGACAGCACCGUUUGUGAAACCUCCGCUCGAAACCCAUUGUUAAUCAUCGGAAUAAUAUCGGUGUUUGUAGCAGUACUAGCCUUGAUUGGUUCUUGUACCAAAAAUGGGUCAAUUUUCUUGACGAUUUAUUCGGUUUUGUUGAUUUUAAUCAUUUUGGCAUUGUUUUGUUUAACGUUCUUCGCAUUGAUCGUGUCGAACAAGGAGUUGGCGAAGAGGAUAGCCGGAAAGGGAGUGGGAUCGGUGCGGUUGAAGGAUUAUUCACGGUGGCUGAAGAAGAAUUAUUUGGAUGCGCAGCAUUGGGAAAAAGUACGGAGUUGUUUGAGUGAAUCCAAUAUUUGCAGUUCUCUUCAUAGUGAAAAAGCAAUUUUUAAAUUAGGGUUCAUCAAGCAAAAGUUUUCUAUGAUACAGUCUGGUUGUUGCAAGCCACCCAUGUAUUGCAAGUACGAAAAGAAAAAUGCAACAUUUUGGGAGAUGCCGAAAUCGGGACCGGACGUGCCCGACAUCGACUGCUUGACAUGGAGCAACGACAAGGAGAAGCUCUGCUACAACUGCAAGUCUUGUAAGGGCGGGUUUUUAGUUGACAUUAAGAAACAAUGGCGGUUUAUGGCCAUCGUUAACCUAGUCAUCCUCGUACUUAUCCUCAUCAUCUUCAACAUCGGAUGCAGUGUUCGCCGACGAAAAGAGCCUAAAUCCGACUUUGCACCAAAAUAUCUGCCACCUCAGAUUCCGCCAGAUUACAUUCCGCCACCACAAACUAUGGUAUAAAACAUUUUAUCGACGGCUUAAAUUAGGAAAGAAAUUGAAUCUACGUGUGUAAAUCACAAUUACGAACAUAAUGAAUAUUAUUAUUACCGUCAAUUGUGACAAAGAGCUUAAACUUUAAAAUAGGGAGUGAAAUAUUUAUGCUCGCUAUUUUACGGAAUAAACACAUUAUCAUAGGUUUAGCUCAGGUGACACAUUUAGGGUUUGUAUAUACACUUGCCGUAAAUGGGAAAUUUUAGUUUUAAUUC